AAACGGACAAUGGAUUAUCGAAAAUGGGAAGAUUAUAAAAUGGGACUAAGAAAUAAGAGAAAGAUACAAAGAGAAAUGGUGGAAAUGGCGAAUAAAGAAAGUUGUGGAGCUUUCUUCACUCUGCAGUCCUUGUAUGAAAACCAAAAGCUACAAAACGCUAGUCCAACAAAUCAAUCUUUUUUAAUCCCUACAAAGACCCAAUACGAAAACAUCCGUCAAUUUCUUACGCCCCUUCUUAGCACUUGUCUUUUCGUUGCCGUCCCAAUAUUCUAUUCAAUCGAUGGAUUCUACUAAACAAAUUAAAAUAUGGGUUUUUUCCUUCUUUUUCUUCAGCUUCAGGAACCCCCAUUUCACCUGCCAAUUUUACUGGGAAUUCUUGACUGGAAAAUGAAGAGGUAUAGGAAUGGAGAAAUAUGGGAUUUUGAGGAAGAAAUGCAGCUUCUUGGAGAUGGGUUUUGUGAUCAGAGAGAAGUCAUAUUGGGAUUGGAUGGUGAUACCACUUGUACUGUUUGUGUUUGUAUGCCUCUUAUCCCUUUUGCUGAUGAUUUACCCGACCCUCCUCCUAUUCUCUCACGAGCAGUUGCUGGAUGCUCCAAUCACAAUAGCGUAGGAGAAAGCGCCGCGAGGGAUGCUUUAGAGCUAGUCAUGGCUGAUGCUCUUUCAAAAGCAGGCUCAGCACGUUUUUGUGUGCAAGCUGUUUGUUUGGCUGUCUCUGGAGUCAACCAUCCAACAGAUAUAGAACGAAUAAUGAACUGGCUUAGAGAUAUAUUCCCCAGCCAUGUCCAAUUCUUUGUUCAGAAUGAUGCUGUUGCAGCUCUUGCAAGUGGAACAAUGGGAAAGCUUCAUGGUUGUGUCCUUAUUGCUGGUACAGGAACAAUUGCUUAUGGUUUCACUGAAGAUGGGAGAGAUGCUAGAGCUGCUGGUGCUGGGCCUGUAUUAGGAGAUUGGGGAAGUGGAUAUGGUAUAGCUGCACAGGCAUUGACUGCUGCAGUUAGAGCCUAUGAUGGUCGUGGUCCAUACACUGCACUUACGCCAAGUAUUCUAAGGAAGCUGGAUCUUUCUUCUCCUGAUGAGCUUAUUGGGUGGACCUAUUCAGAUCCAUCUUGGGCUCGGAUUGCGGCUCUUGUUCCAGUGGUAGUGACUUGUGCAGAGGGAGGUGAUGAAAUAGCAAAUAAGAUAUUGAAAAAUGCUGUUCAAGAAUUAGCUUCGAGUGUUAAAGCUGUUGUUAGAAGACUACAGUUGUGUGGUAAAGACGGAAAUGAUGCAUUUCCUCUUGUUAUGGUUGGAGGUGUUCUUGAAGCCAACAAGAAAUGGGAUAUAGGAAGAGAAGUCGUUAACUGUAUAUGCAAGGACUUCCCGGGGGUUCAUCCUAUUUGUCCGAAGGUGGAACCUGCCAUCGGAGCUGCUUUGCUUGCUUGGAACUUGUUGUCUAGAUAUAGUUGACAAGGGACUUUGAGAAGUGAAACCUAUUCUUACUUAAGAUACUUGAUCAACUGUACAGCGCGUAAGGAUGAACGGAAGGUUAUUUCAGCAUGUAUUUCAGAAAGGAAAAUAUGUGUUUUGUUUUUCCAUUUUUGUUAUAUCGAUUCUUCUUCCUCUUGAUCAAAAUUUUUGUUCAUCUUCUAUAUACUGAGUUGCUAUUAGUUAGUAAAGGUGAAGUUUGUUCAUCAUUUGUUGUAUUCAGCAGAAGUUACCUCUUCCCUGUUACUCUUUUCUCACUCUCCACAUGACUGAGAAAUAGUUGUGUACAUACUUUUUUUUUAUAUUAACGGACAUACGUGUCAUAAUCUUAUCCAUA
Molecule: messenger RNA, 1798 nt
Organism: Solanum lycopersicum (tomato)
Lineage: Eukaryota; Viridiplantae; Streptophyta; Magnoliopsida; Solanales; Solanaceae
Source: RefSeq, a predicted model, not a curated record